AUGGCUAGAAGACCAGCUAGAUGUUACAGAUACCAAAAGAACAAGCCUUACCCAAAGUCUAGAUACAACAGAGCUGUUCCAGAUUCCAAGAUUAGAAUCUAUGACUUGGGUAAGAAGAAGGCCACUGUCGAUGAAUUUCCUUUGUGUGUCCACUUGGUCUCCAACGAAUUAGAACAGUUGUCUUCUGAAGCUUUGGAAGCUGCUCGUAUUUGUGCCAACAAAUACAUCACCAAGGUGACCGGUAGAGAUUCUUUCCACUUGAGAGUCAGAGUCCAUCCAUUCCAUGUUUUGAGAAUCAACAAAAUGUUGUCAUGUGCUGGUGCUGAUAGAUUGCAACAAGGUAUGAGGGGUGCUUGGGGUAAGCCACACGGUUUGGCUGCUCGUGUUGCCAUCGGCCAAAUUAUCUUUUCUGUUAGAACCAAGGAUAGCAAUAAGGACAUUGUUAUUGAAGCUUUGAGAAGAGCCAGAUACAAGUUCCCAGGUCAACAAAAGAUUAUCUUAUCUAAGAAGUGGGGUUUCACCAACUUGGACCGUGAAGAGUAUAUUAGAAGAAGAGAUGCUGGCGAAGUCAAGGAUGAUGGUGCCUUCGUCAAGUUCUUGUCCAAGAAGGGUUCUUUGCAGGAUAACUUCAGGGAGUUCCCAGAAUACUUCUCUAACCAAGUCUAA
Messenger RNA from Eremothecium cymbalariae DBVPG#7215, 666 nucleotides. It is a transcript of the gene RPL10, whose product is annotated as 60S ribosomal protein uL16. Gene Ontology annotation, cellular component: ribosome; cytosolic large ribosomal subunit. Gene Ontology annotation, molecular function: structural constituent of ribosome. The transcript has a single exon. The coding region runs from base 1 to 666 and encodes 221 amino acids. Gene Ontology annotation, biological process: ribosomal large subunit assembly; translation. NCBI's taxonomy places the organism in Eukaryota, Fungi, Ascomycota, Saccharomycetes, Saccharomycetales, Saccharomycetaceae. The record is from RefSeq and is a predicted model, not a curated record.